AUGCCAAACGAAAAGUUCAACGUCGAUUCCAGCGAUAGACUAGUUGCUGGACCCAGCAAUGACGAGAUUAUCACCCCAAUGAUACUCCCCGGCGACGGUGUUCCCCUUCGUCUGGACUUCCCAGACGAUGACAUGUCCAAUAUCGAGGAAAAACAUUGCAGGCCUCCUGAACAGGUUCUGAAAUCGAAAUCGGAUUAUAGGGCAGACAUUUGGGCUACUGCUCUAGUUGCAUGGAAUUACACCAGUUCCCAAGGGCUUAUCGACGGACGAAACUCGGACGGGGCCUUUGAUGACCGGGUCCAUAUCGCCGAGCUGGUUUCUCUACUUGGCCCGCCUCCACUAGAGUUCCGCGAGAAGAUGCGACUAGGCUCCAUGUUUUGGGACGAAAACGGGAAGUGGACAGGCCAAGCUCCCGUGCCAGAUCGAAGCUUCGAGAGCCUAGCAGCUGGCAAUGUCAACGGCGAGGAUGUGGAAGGCUUCUUGCAGUGGAUGCGAAAAGCGCUACAAUGGGAUCCUGAUCAUCGGCCCACGGCUCUAGGGCUCUUGCGUCAUGAGUGGAUGUCCCGGAAGACGAAGCCUGUGGAGGGAGAGGGUAAGGAUGUGUCCGAUGAGAGUAUCCAGGUCUGA
Molecule: messenger RNA, 627 nt
Organism: Penicillium verrucosum
Lineage: Eukaryota; Fungi; Ascomycota; Eurotiomycetes; Eurotiales; Aspergillaceae
Exons: 2
Coding region: 1-627 (208 amino acids)
Biological process (GO): regulation of mRNA processing; spliceosomal complex assembly
Source: RefSeq, a predicted model, not a curated record